Molecule: messenger RNA, 2093 nt
Organism: Heterocephalus glaber (naked mole-rat)
Lineage: Eukaryota; Metazoa; Chordata; Mammalia; Rodentia; Bathyergidae
Source: RefSeq, a predicted model, not a curated record
AUGGUCAAGACAGUCUGUGGGUCCAGCAACUCCAGUGUCCAAUCUUUUCCAGGAUUCCAGCUUCUCAGUAACUUACUCAUACGACCGGCGCUCCCCACUACCCCUACUCCGGACCCCAAGGACCACCUGACAGCCUCCGCCGUCAGCCACCCGCGGACGGUACAAUCCCGACCCCUCCAGCCCUUACCUCCGGACCCUUGCUUCCUGCUGCGGGGACUUGUCAGCUUCGCCUACUGGAAACGCUCAAAUGUGCAUCCAGCAAGCAGGCGUGACUCCGCCCAGAAUGCACUGCGGCCUAAUUCAACUUCCGGUCAGAGAGCUCCUGAGGGGCCAGCGAUGUUCAGGAAAGUGUCCAUAGACUUCUCUCAGGAGGAAUGGGAAUCCCUGGACUCUGAUCAGAUAAAUUUAUACAAAGAAGUGAUGUUGGAGAAUUUCACCAACCUGAUUUCAGUGAGAUUUUCCAGUUCUAAGCCAGCUGUGAUCUCAUUAUUGGAACAAGGAAAAGAGCCCUGGACAGUGGACAAAGAGCUGACCAGACACCUGUGUUCAGAUCUGGAAUCAAUGUGCGAGACCAAAAUAUUAUCUCUAAAGAAGAGACAAUUCAGUCAAGUAAUACUUACCUCUGAAGACAUGCCUACUUUUAUUCAGCCUACAUUUCUUACUCCACAUAAAAAAACUAUUAAUGAAGAGAAACCCUGUGAAUGUAAGACAUGUGGGAAGACCUUUGAUCAGAACUCACAAUUUAUUCAACAUCAGAGAAUUCAUUCUGGUGAAAAACCCUAUGAAUGUAAGGAGUGUGGGAAAUCCUUUAGUCGUGGUUCACUUGUUACUAGACAUCAGAGGAUUCACACCGGUGAAAAACCAUAUGAAUGUAAUGAAUGUGGCAAGGCUUUUAGUUGUAGUUCAUAUUUUUCUCAACACCAGAGGAUUCACACUGGUGAGAAACCCUAUAAAUGUAAAGAAUGUGGAAAAGCUUUUAAUUAUUGCUCAAACCUUAAUGAUCAUCAGAGAAUUCACUCAGGUGAGAAACCUUAUGAAUGUAAAGUAUGUGGAAAAGCCUUUACUAAAAGUUCACAACUUUUUCCACAUCUCAGAAUUCAUACUGGUGAGAAGCCUUAUGAAUGUAAGGAAUGUGGAAAAGCUUUUACUCAACACUCAAGGCUUAUUCAACAUCACAGAAUGCAUACUGGUGAGAAACCUUAUGAAUGUAAGGAAUGUGGGAAAGCCUUCAGUAGUGCCUCAACACUUACUAACCAUCACAGAAUUCAUGCUGGUGAGAAACUCUAUGAAUGUAAAGAAUGUGGAAAGGCCUUUAUUCAGAGCUCAGAACUUAUUCAACAUCAGAGAAUCCAUACAGAUGAAAAACCAUACGAAUGUAAUGAAUGUGGGAAGGCCUUUAAUAAAGGCUCAAACCUUACUCGACAUCAGAGAAUUCACAAGGGUGAGAAACCUUAUCACUGUAAGGAAUGUGGAAAGGCCUUUGGUAGUCGCUCAGACCUCAUUCGCCAUGAGGGAAUUCAUAUUGCAUAAAUGAUAGAAAGUAAGGCUAUUUGUUACUAAUCUUCCUAUUUUUAAAAAAGGUAAUGAAAACAAACCAGGAAAUGCAAAUUCAGCUUGGUAACUUAAAACAACAGAAAUUUAUUCUCUCACAGUUUUGAAGUCUAAAAAACCAAAAUCAAAGUUGUUGCCAGGUUGGUUCCUUAUGAGAACUCUGAGAGAGAAUGCAUUUCAUGCCUUUCCCCUGGCUUGUGGGGAAUCCAGCCAUCCUUAGCAUUCCCCUCUCCUUCUUCAUCUUUGCAUUGCAUUCUAUGUAUCUUCUUUUAUAUGGAUACUAAUGAUCUCAUCUUAGCUUGAUUACAUUUGUAAACAUCCUGUUUCUAUGUAAGAUCCCAUUCACUGACACCAGGGAUUAUGGCUUCACUGUGUCUUUUUGGAGGGACACAGUUUAAAGCAUAACACCCUGUUAACACUAUUUUGUCUAAUGUGCUUAUACUUUUCUUUUAUAUAUAACCUGUUUAUUAUUUUUUGGUACUUGGUCUUAAAGCCAGGGGUGCUCUACCACUGAGCUACAUCCUUAAUCCUUUUUUUUUUUU